Pistacia vera is the source of this 799-nucleotide messenger RNA. RefSeq lists its product as uncharacterized. The coding region runs from base 42 to 500 and encodes 152 amino acids. NCBI's taxonomy places the organism in Eukaryota, Viridiplantae, Streptophyta, Magnoliopsida, Sapindales, Anacardiaceae. Gene Ontology annotation, molecular function: mRNA binding. The transcript has 3 exons. The record is from RefSeq and is a predicted model, not a curated record. Gene Ontology annotation, cellular component: cytoplasm.
UAACUUUCUCUUGUCUUGUGGGGUGAGUUGAUGAUCAGAUCAUGAGUAGGCCAGGAGACUGGAAUUGCAGGUCAUGCAACCACUUGAACUUCCAAAGAAGGGACUCAUGCCAACGGUGUGGAGAGCCAAGACCUGGUGAUUACGGAAGUUUUGGUGGGAGAGGUAGUAGCUCAUCUUUUGGAUUCAGUACUGGUCCUGAUGUUAGGCCUGGUGACUGGUACUGCACCGUUGGCAACUGCGGAGCCCAUAACUUCGCUAGCCGCUCCAGCUGCUUCAAGUGUGGCGCUUCCAAAGAUGACUCUGGUGGAUUAGUUGAGGGUGACAUGCCUCGAAUGAGAAGUAGUUUUGGCUUCGCCAGUGGUAGCUCUAGUCGCUCUGGAUGGAAAUCUGGGGACUGGAUUUGUACCAGGUCUGGUUGCAAUGAACACAACUUUGCUAGUCGUAUGGAAUGUUUCAGAUGCAAUGCUCCUAGGGAUUCUGGCAAUAAGUUUUCGUAUUAAUCAUAUUGUCCUUAAAUUUUCGACCACUGCAGUCCAACAUGGAAUGAAGAAAUUAAGACAAUGGCUAUGGCAUCGAAGAAUUCAGUCUCCUUUUUGCUCCCUAUCUACAUAUCUAUUUAUUUCUUAAUUUUAGAGAUUUAAGGGUUUUCUUCUGCUAGCUAGGGAUGAAGGCUUCAGUUGUUAGCAUUUUGUGAGGUUUCUAAUAUCAAGUAUACGCAUGUAGUUCUGUAUUAUCAAUCUGAUAUCUAUCAGUGUCUUUUUUUUGUGAUGGUUUAAUUUGAAGCUACUUUAAAAAUGGU